This is a messenger RNA of Equus caballus (horse), 9525 nucleotides long. RefSeq names its product tudor domain containing 12 (gene TDRD12). Gene Ontology annotation, molecular function: nucleic acid binding; ATP binding. The record is from RefSeq and is a predicted model, not a curated record. Lineage: Eukaryota; Metazoa; Chordata; Mammalia; Perissodactyla; Equidae. Gene Ontology annotation, biological process: germ-line stem cell division.
CAAACUCAUAGAAACAGAGAUCAGAUUUGUGGUUGCCAGAUAUGGGUGGUAGACGGUGAAAAGGUAUAAACUUCCAGUUAGGAGAUAAGUAAGUUCUAGGGGUGUAACUACAUCACGAUGACUAUAGUUAACAAAUUGUAUUGUAUAUUUGAAAGCUGCUGAAAGAAUUGAUGUUAAAAGUUCUCAUCACAAGGAAGAAAACUUGUAGUUAUAUGAGAUGAUGGAUGUUAACUAUGGUAAUCAUUUAGCGAUAUAUGCAUAUGUGGAAUCAUUAUGUUCUACACUUUAAACUUAUACAGCGUCAUAUGUCAACUAUAGCUCAAUAAAACUGGAAAAAAUUAAACCUAACUGUAAGUUGUUUAAAAACAGUGUUGCAGGAGGACUGAAAAUUAACAGAGGGAAACAGAAAGGAAGAGGAGCUUAGAGAGUGUUAAUGAGAUGAAGUAGAAUUCAACAUAGAAAGCAAUAAGUGGGACAAAGGUUAAUUUUCGUUUCAUACUAUAUAGUUCAAAAUGAAGAUGAAAAUUUCCUUUCAGUGAAUAACACAACAUUGAGCUGUGAAAAAAAACACAUUAGAAACAAAGAUAAUCUGACAGAUGUAUAAUAUUUAGUGGGAACCAUGAACAUGGCUUUUUCUGCCAGGCAGAUCAAGUCCAUGAAAGAUAACUGAGGUGUUUGGGAAAAACCCAAAGCCAGGCACUUUUGGGUUGAAUGGCAUAAUUGUAAUGUCCACUCUCUCUCAACUGUUGCAAAUGUAUAAGAAACAAAACUAAAAAAGUUAUUUUCUUAAAAAUCAGCUGACAAAUGAUCAAGCCAGCUUUUGGACCAAGCCUGUUGCUCCUUUCUUUUUUUGUAAAAAUGAUAGGGAUUUUUUUACAACUGUGGAAGUGCAGAUGCCUUUUAGAAUUGAUGACUUCACAGUAAGAUGAUGUCAACCACAUUUGGGAAGGGAGGGCUGUGGGAGGAGGGAAGGGAGACUGUCCUCUUGGGCCAUCUUUAAGAAUUAUGCCAGCUCUGGAAAACUUAGACUAGCUCCUUGCUACGACCCCCACCCCCACCGUGAGCACACUGACUGAGUGCAGGCUGAGCAUGACUGGAGGUCUUGCUGUCUUAGACUCCCCUCCAGCCAUUCCUAACGCUUUGUCGUCUCUCCCUUUCUCCCUUUUCUUGGGGCCUUGAAAGGUCCUUUGGGGUGGGGAGCAAAAAGAUAACAGAACAGAUGACUCCCAACCCAGGCGCUUUGUAGAACCAGAAUAGCAUUCCAGUGAUGGGAGAGACUUUAAUUUCCUAACACCUAACAUCCCCUCGGUGCCUGCAAGAGCCAGGCUGCUCCUGACAUGAGCUAGCCAUAUUUGUGACUGACCAGUAUUAAACCUUCCUGCAUUGCUGGGAUGAGCCUUACAGCCUAACUUGGCCAAGGCUUAAUUUUUUUCAUUUGUCCUGGAUUUUACUUAGUAGCAUUUUAUUGGGGAUUUCAGCUUCUAUUUGAUAAGCGAAAUUAGUCUGUAGUUCUCUGUGUUAUCUUUGACAGGUUUUAGUAGUAGGAUUUAACUGCCUUAUAAAAAUGCAUUGGGAAUCUUUUCAUCUUUUUACGUUGUGGAGUAAUUUCUUUUUUAUUGAGGUCUAAUUGACAGAUAACCUUAUAUUAAUCUCAGGUAUACAACAUACUGACUCGAUAUUUGUAUAUAUUUUGAAAUGGUCACCACAAUAACUCUAGUUAACAUCUAUCACCAUACAUAGUUACAAAAAGUUUUUCUUCUGCUGAGAACUUUUAGGAUCUACUCUCGUAGCAACUUGCAAAUAUGCAAUACAGUAUUAUUAACUUGAGUCACCAUGCUGUAUAUUACAGCCCAACUACUUAUUUAUGAGGAAUUUCUUUAAAAAUGCUUCCCACUAGCUGGGGGGCCGGGGCGGGGCGGGAGUGGGGCUCAGAGACAGGUUACAGGUGAAGAUACUGACCCUCCUCCGCCUCAAGGGGCCUAGGUGGCUGCAGCCCCAGGGUAGUGAGCAUUACUCCAUACCAUAACAGCAGUCUUGACCCUUCGUCCUAGUGUGAUGUAUAAAUAUUUUCAUUUUCUGUGAACUGUGUUGUGAAAAAGUUAGGGAAACACCACAUUGUAGCACAGGUUCUACUCAAAAGAAAAAAAUGCUGACCCCACACUAAGAAUUGGGAGAAGGGUGUAUUCUGCCUCUUCUCUGCGGCUUGGGAACUCUCGGGGACCUCCCAUUUAACUGAGAUGUGGUUGUUUCCCACCUCUUUUUGACAAGGUCUGGAGCUUUCAGGUGAGUUGGCCCUGCCAGGUGCCUCCACUGGGCUGAGGCCCCGUUAGCCCAACGCAGCAGCAGGUGAACGUCCUGCGCCUUGCAGCUGUGUUCCUGCUCGGGGGUCAGCCCCUCUCCUCUCCAACCGUCCUGCCUGAGCCUUGAAGCACGUGAUGUUUGUUGACCUUCGGAAAUCAAACUUACUUUUCAAACUGGGUGCUUAUGUGAGCAUUCUGUUUCCCAAAUAUAUACCCCAUAAUUGCCAUGCUCUCUCUAAAGCGUCGCAAUCUUUUGCCAUCUUAUUGGUUCCCUUACCAGCAAAUUAACACAUUUUUGACGUGGGCUUAAGAAAUUUUUUUUCACAAUUGAAAUACUGAAGAAUUCAUCUGUAAAACCACCUCGGCCCAGCAUCUUCUUUUGGCUGUGGUUCCCGUGAUUUUCAAGGAAUAUUCUUUUACUUUCGUCUUGUUUCUUGGCUUAUUCAAGUGUUGGGGAGAUUCCUGAGACAGUAAUAAAGUUAACCGGCUCUGAGAGCUUCUUGGGUGUCCUUUGUUUCACAUAGUGUGAGCUCAUCCAAUUCUGACAACCACCCUGCGAGUACCAAUUUUAAGGGGAGAAAACAGAGGCUUCCAAGCGUUCAAAGGUUAGAGAACCCUGCGGUGCCACAACAAAAAUACAUGUCUGGGCCAGCACCUGGCACCCCAGGCCGCCCUUUGCAACCUUUGGUGGGGACAGGAAUGCCCCUGACAGAGACUUGGAGAGUCCUGGCCUUCCAGAGGGAAGGAGAGGCGAGACCGGAAGCCUUUACGGACGAAGGAGGUCGGUGGGUGCUGCCAGGAGGCCACGAGGACGCGGCAUCAGUGGCUAGAGUGAUCGUUCCUCACCCCACCCCACCCCUGGCCGCGAGAUCGAGGCUGACUAAGAGGGAGUCGGAGGGCAGGGGCGCGCAGCCCCGCGGGACCGAGCAGACGGUGGACAGGCGUGUCCCCAGGCCUCAGAGGCCCCAUGACCUCGGCCGGCCGGCUCCGCGCGCCCUCCGUGGCUCCUCCCCCGCGCCCCUGCCCCGCCCGCGGCUCGGGGCGCUGUGCGCAGGGCGCGGCCGUUGUCCGGGCCGUUGGCGCACACGUGGUUUGUGGAAGUCUCGAGGCGGGCGCGGGCGGGGGCAGGCUGCGGGCUGCGGGGCCGAAGCCCCGAGGGCGCCCGCGGCGGCGUCCAGGGCCUGCAGCGCGCCGGCGGCGAGGCGCAGGAAGAUGCUCGAGGUCCUGGUGCUGAAGAUUGAAGAUCCAGGUUGUUUCUGGGUUAUUAUAAAAGGAUGUAGUUCCUUUUUAGAUCAUGAAGCUGACUAUCAAAAACUAAAUAGUGCCAUGAAUGACUUCUAUAACAGAAUGUGUCACGAUAUAGAAAUAAAACCGCUAAUGUUGGAAGAAGGGCAGGUUUGUGUGGUUUAUUGUCAGGAACUAAAGUGCUGGUGCAGGGCUGUGAUUAAGUCCAUCGUGUCUUCAGCAGACCAUUACCUGGCAGAAUGUUUCCUUGUGGAUUUUGCCAAGUACAUUCCAGUGAAAUCCAAAAACAUCCGAGUUGCAGUAGAAACUUUUAUGCAGCUUCCCUACAGAGCGAAAAAGUUCCGACUGUACUGCACAAAGCCUGUCACAUUGCACAUUGACCUCUGUGAAGACACGGCUGAGAUUGUACCCGCCAGGAAGUGGGACAGUGCAGCUGUUCAGUACUUUCAGAACAUUCUAAAAGCAACUACCCAGGUGGAAGCCAAGUUAUGUGCUGUGGAAGAAGAUACUUUCGAGGUUUACCUUUAUGUAACUAUAAAAAACGAAAAGGUUUGUGUGAAUGAUGAUCUGGUUGCAAAGAACUUCGCUUGUUACGUGUCACCCGUGGAGAGUAAAAACCUUGAUUCUUUAGAGAAACCAAGACUGGAUAUAAAGUCAGCAUCCUUUUCUAAUAAACUCAAUCCGGCGCUUACUCUCUGGCCAAUGUUUUUGCAAGGAAAGGAUUCUCAAGGAGUGAAAAAUUCGCGUGGUUUAACUUCCCUGGCACAGUCUCUCCAGCAUCCGUGGCCCAAGGGUGUUGUUGGUGGCCGGGGGCCCACCGCUGCGAUCCUGGAUAAAACAAUAAAAUGUAAUAUGGAUUCAUUGAGAGAUUCACCUAAAAAGAAAUCUGAAAAGAAACAACAGUGCAUCUCUUUAAAAGAUGUAAAUAAGUGUGUUGAAUCUUCAGUGUACUGGCCAACAAAAAGAGGCAUCACCAUAUACGCUGACCCAGAUAUACCAGCAGCAAGAGCUGUAUGUCAGAAGGCAAAUGAGAAAUCACUUAGAUUGGCUGAGAAGAAAGAAUACAAUGAGAAGAAUGGCUGUGUGAAAUUAUUGCAGUUUUUAAAUCCUGAUCCUUUGAGAGCUGAUGGAAUCUCUGAUCUGCAGCAGGUGCAGAGGUCCCCGUGGGGCGCGCGGCCACCGCUGGCCGUGCUCCGGAACAGCAUCGAGCCGUGCCUGUCCCUCGGCUCGUCGCCGCUCUCCGCAGACCUGAAAAGGGCUCUUCAAAGAAAUAAGUUUCCAGGACCUAGCCACACCGAGUCUUACUCUUGGCCUCCCAUAGCACGUGGCUGUGACGUGGUCGUCAUUGCUCACUGCGGAAAUGACCCUCUGCUGUACCUUCCACCCGUGCUUACGAUUUUGCAGACAGCGGGUUGCUACAAGUCGUUACCGAGUAGAAAUGGACCUCUGGCAGUCUUCGUGUGCCCUGGAUGGAAGAAGGCCCAGUUUGUUUUUGAAUUAUUGGGAGACUACGGCACGUCCUCCAGGCCGCUUCAUCCCGUGUUGUUAACCAUCGGACUCCACAAGGACGAAGCCAAAAAUAUGAAGCUUCCACGGGGCUGUGAUGUGAUUGUUACGACACCACACAGCCUCCUGAGACUUCUCAGAUAUCAGAGCUUGUUGUUUCUUAGACUCUGUCACCUGAUCCUGGACGAGGUGGAGGUAUUAUUCUCUGAAGCCAGUGAACAAAUGUUUGCUAUAUUAGAUAACUUUAAAAAAAAUAUUGAAGUUGAAGAAAGGGAAUCGGCACCCCGUCAGAUCGUUGCGGUCGGAGUUCACUGGGACAGACACGUGGAGCAUUUGCUCCGAGAGUUCAUGAGCGAGCCGUCCGUGGUGAUCACGGCCCUGGAGGAGGGCGCUCUCUAUGGCAGUGUCCAGCAGGUGGUGCAUCUUUGCCUAGAAUGUGAAAAAACCUCUACUUUACUCCAGACUCUUGAUUUCAUCCCAAGUCAGGCACAAAAGACGCUGAUCUUCACCUGUUCUGUAGCUGAAACAGAAACAGUGUGCAAGGUAGUAGAAAGCAGUUCCAUAUUUUGCUUGAAAAUGCACAAAGAGAUGGUUUUUGAUUUAAAAAAUGUUUUAGAGCAGUGGAGGAAGAAGUUAAGUUCUGGCUCUCACAUUGCGUUAGCCUUGACUGAUGAUUGCAUCCCGCUCCUGGCCAUCACUGAUGCCACGUGUGUGAUUCACUUCAGCUUUCCUUCCUCUCCAAAAAUUUUUGGUGGACGCCUAUAUUGCAUGUCUGAUCAUUUUCACAGUUCAGCCGAACAGGGUUCUCCUGCAGAACAGGGAGAUAUAAAAACCAAAUCUGUGUUGCUGCUGACGGAGAGAAAUGCAUGCCAUGCAGUUGGUGUCCUGCGCUACUUGGAGCGAGCAGAGGCCAAGAUUCCACUGGAGCUGUACGAGUUCACUGCGGGGGUUCUGGAAGCCAAAGAAGACGAAAAAGCCACCAGGCCUCUUUGUCCAUAUCUUAAGGCUUUUGGUUUUUGCAAAGACAAAAGACUCUGUCCUGAGCGACACCAUAUUAAUCCAGAAACAGACGCGCCAAGGAAACUGUCCAACCAAGCUGUGCCGGGGUUUGGGUGUAUUAAAAUAAUACCCUUGUAUAUUUUGAAUGCAACAAAUUACUUUGGUCGUAUCGUUGAUAAACAUGUGGAUCUUUACGCAACUCUUAAUGCUGAAAUAAAUGAGUAUUUUGAGGAUUCCAGUAAUAAAACGACUGUUGAGAAGGUGGAGAAACUUGGAUUAUAUGGAUUAGCAGAAAAGACACUUUUUCACAGGGUUCAGGUGCUGGAGAAAAGCCAAAAAGAUGACACCUGGGCCCCCAACAACGUCCUCGUGAAGUUUAUUGAUGAGGGCAGGACUGCACUCGUCCCGAGGGAGCAGCUGCUGCGCCUCCCCGAGCGCUUCCACGCGCUGCCGCCCCAGGCGGUGGAGUUUAUUGUUUGUAGAGUGAAGCCCGCUGACAACGAAAUCGAAUGGAAUCCCAAGGUUACUCGGUACAUUCAUCAUAAAAUUAUUGGAAAACUGCAUGAUGCAAAGGUGAUAAUGGCUUUGGGAAAUACAGUUUGGAUUGACCCAAUGGUGCACAUUACAAAGCUUUCCAAUUUGAAAACUUCUGUUGUUGAUUAUAAUGUUCGAGCUGAAAUUUUGUCAAUGGGAAUGGGCGUUGAUAAUUCAGAACAUAUAGAACAACUGAAAAAAUUAUACGAAGGAGCCAAAAUGCCAGCUUGUGAAGAAAGCCUGAGCCAAACCCUGACGUCAGCAGAAGAUGCCGCUCGGCAGCACGCACGGCAAGGGGACAGGGGCUCAGAAAGAGGUGCGGCCUGCGAGGCAAAUUCAGCAGACCAGAAGCAUGACGCUUUACCUGAAGACACUGGAGGUGCUCCCAUUAACAAAACUACAGGGCCUCUGCAGAGCUUCCACCCACAAAUAAAGUGGUUCCAAAAAGACGAUGUGGUCAUAUUAAAGAUACGACUAAGGAAUGUAAAAGAUUGCAAAUGCAAAUAUUUCAGAAAUAGAGUUGUGUUCAGUGCCUGGGUGGGAGAGAAAUUUUACUUGGCUGAUAUGGAGCUGCAGGCCAACAUCAUAAAAGAUGAUUGCAAAUGCAUGAUCCAAAAUGAUGAACCUGUCAUCACUCUUGCAAAGGCGAGACGGGAGUCGUGGUGUCGCUUACUCAAACAGCGGAAUCCGAAUGUGGCUUUUGACUUUGAUCACUGGGAAGAAUGUGAAGAGGAUAGCCACUUCUCCAGGGUUGUAAAUUCCAAAAAUCUCUCUGGCAAAGUGACAGAGUGGGUGGAGAGCAGUGACGAAACUUCCCGAGAUGAGGGAAGUGAGAGUGAAUGAGGACACGAGUCAAAGCCUGAAGGGGCAGGCAGACUGCACCAGAGCAGAUGCAGCUGGGACCCAGAGUUCGGAGACCACACAGUCCCAGUCCAGCUUCCCCACCUCACGGAGAAGUGAGGACUGAGUGUCACCUUGUGCCACUGGGGUUUGUGAUGGUGAGAAGUUCUGAAGUGAUUUAAAAAUGGGCUCGUGGGAAGACUUUCAAAGGAGGUGGAAGCAGGGAAAAGCAGAGACACAGAAAGUACUGGUCCAGCCCAAGCCCAGCUCACACACAGUCUGUCCUGCUCGUUGCCGUUCACACGAAGCCCAUCCUGACACACUCAAGCUGAGGGAUAAAGAGCAGACCGUGGCAUUUGGGUAAUGAAUUGUACUCUCUGGAGUUAGUUGUUCAUUUUUUUCUUAGACCUACGUUCAGUACACUUCUAAAAACUGGUCUUGUACGUAUAAAUUGAGGUUUCUGUCUUACAGGUUUAUACUCAGGACUGCUUAACAGCCUUUCAACCGUGAGAUAGUGGGGAUUCAGCAUAACUGUGUGCUAAUACUUUCAGUAUUCUGGAAAUAUCGCUGGCUACUCAGAGUAAGUUCACUGCUCAUGAAGACAGACGCCAAGGAUAAAAUGGGGUUGCCUCAGCAGUACCAGCCAGACCCAGGGCCUUCUGGUGAUAAAGCUGCUGCUUCUGAAGAACCCCGAGCCUGCAGGUCCUGGGCAUAUGGGGCUGAAAAGGACCAGUGGGGUGCCGGGAGGUGGCCCUUGGAACCUGGAUGUGAUGACCCUAAGAACAUUUAGGACCCCAUCCUGGGGUGAGGCUGUGGCUCCCAGGUCACGAGGUUAUUGGGAUGAAUGUGCAUGGUUGUUACCACUUAAAUGUGGGAAUGUCCAGAACCUGACUUUUCAUGCUGAUUAAAAAGUUAGAAAGGUGAGCUGCUGGGAAAUUUAAACCCAAAGCACUUCUUCAGCGUGAGUCUGGCAGCUUUCCUAGAAGUGGAAGAGAACGCUGCUAGAGCAUGACUGUGGUGGCUGCCCCGGGAGCUUUAUUCUGUUUAUUCAUCAGAAAGCACAGGCACCCAAGUGUGUGUACGUCCCAGUGUCAGCCCCCGCCUGAGAGGUAAACUCUGUCACCGGGCUGUCCUGUGAGCAGGUUUUGGUCACACUCUCGCUCUCAGUUUCCUCAUCUGUAAAAUAAGACAUUCCGCUCGUUGCGCAGCCUCGUGUUGCCUCAGGGAGUGUCCCAGAAUGCCACCGGGUCGGCACCUUUGUUGUACACAGAGGCUCGUGAUGGGGGUGAGACCUGUGCCCUCUGGAGGGAGGACGUGGUGUCCAGCCUGGACCGCUGCUGGGAGCAAGUCCUCGCUGCUGCCGUGACUCCCGUGGGUUGACUGGCAGCUGUCAAAUUGGCACAUGAAGUAGAGUGGCGAUUUUCCCUUGCCUUGGCUAAAUUGAGCAGGCUCUUCACAGGUACGAGGUUCUGGUGGCUCUGCUGGCAAAGGUUCUGGCUCAGCAGAGCUCUUUGAGUGUCCCUCUCAGGAGGUGGUUUCUGUAGAUGCAGCUUUGCUCCCUCUGCUGAGGCCUUUGUGUUGGCAGCCAGGCCUCCUGAGCCGCCCUGGCAUCCCCUGGCAUUCGUGGCCAUGGCAGUCUACGCUCGGCUGUACGCAGUCUCUUUUGUAAAACAUAGCAAAUAACAAUAGCGAGUAAUAGAGUUGCCCAAAUACGUGUUUCCAUGUACAGAUGGGGCCCUGCUCUCAAAGAAGACAUGAUGCUCGUUCUCGUGUGGCGUUCACAGCCAGCUCGACAAAAAUAUUGGGGCAGGAGGGCUAGGUGUUUCAAUCUUGAUUUCUUUUUUCAGAAUUUAAAUUUCUACUGUUCGAAGUUCCGAAUCCUAUACUGUAGGACUUGGGAUGCUGACUUGUGAAAUGGAAACAAUUACUAACUGUUAUUUUGUUCUGCUGUUAAUAUGUACUGAUUUCGUGUUUUGGGACAAUUUCUGAAAUGCAAAGUAAAAGUACUUGUGUGUCUCUGCUUCUAAAAUUGCUCACCUAGUCAAUUGUAGCAUGAAGCCUUUUGCAGUAUAUCAAUAAAAUUUCCAUGUUUUCACAGAAA